Cercospora beticola is the source of this 1967-nucleotide messenger RNA. It is a transcript of the gene TAD3, whose product is annotated as Tad3p. Lineage: Eukaryota; Fungi; Ascomycota; Dothideomycetes; Mycosphaerellales; Mycosphaerellaceae. Gene Ontology annotation, molecular function: tRNA-specific adenosine-34 deaminase activity. Gene Ontology annotation, cellular component: cytoplasm; nucleus. The record is from RefSeq and is a predicted model, not a curated record.
GAACGAAAUGGCGUUGCCCGGGCUGCGCCAGCUGCUGCCCGCGUGGUGUUCACCAUGGCUUCUCUUCAACUUUCUCACUCCCCCCAACAUUCUCCGCAACUUUGUCCGUCACAAACUCCAGUUCAUCUCGGCCAUCAUGGCGACGCUCCUCCGCCGCGACUCGAAACUCGGCAUCGAGCCAGAGCCCAAGCGACGCAUGGUGCACCUGAAGACGAAGGAGGAGUGCCGCCUCGGGAACGAGACGAUUCAAGUUUGGACCGUUGAGCUGCCUAGCAAGCAUGCUGAAGGGAUUCUGAAGUACCUUACCUCCCUCCAUAUUCACGAGUCUACUCUGAUUUGGAACAGAGUGAUCAAGGACAAUGUCCCUGGUCAAGACACCAUUGACCUGCAGCAUCUCCGUCGAUUCGCAAAACCCAAGUACCUGCCCGAACAUGUCCUUGGCAAACGUGAUCUUGCCAAGGAGAUGUACGCUGUUCCGCGAGCCUGGGAGUCGAUACCAUCCACGGUCAUGCAAGCACCCGGUAGUACCGCGUGGGAGUACUCGAUUCCAGCCAAGCGAAGCGGCGGCAAUCGCCCUGCGACUUUGCACCUGCUCAUCUGUCCCACCAAGAUUAUCGGUCUGAGGGACCUGUACGAGGUGUUGAGAGACCACACGCCAUUCUGCUCCAGCGCCGACUCAUGGGCCUACCCACUGGAGAUCAAAGAAAUCACGGUACCACUUCUCGCACCUACCAGUCCCAAGCAAGCUCAAGACUGGACAAGAGACUACUGGCCAACCUUCUACCGCAAGACGAACCCCUUUGGCGCCCACCCAAGCAGCAUUGAGAAAGCAGAAGAGGAGCUGCAGGCACCUUCAGAAGACAAUAUCAGCGUCGAUCAAGCCUUCGCUCUCGCACGCAAGGCCGGAGAAGAGAAUCGCCGGCUGGGCAUUGGCACCGGGGCAGGCUGUGUCAUCGUCGAGCGCUUCGAGGGCAAGACUGAAGUGAUUGCCGUCGCCGGCGAUGCCAGAUGGGCACCACGAAUCCCCGACAUCCCCGAACCAAACCCAAAGAGCAUCAAGCAAGGCAACAUGAUGGGCCACGCCGUCAUGCGCGCUGUGGGCAUGGUCGGACGCAAGCGUCUCCGAGUCGCCACAACAGCUAUCGCCCGAUCCGCUGCCAAAGCAGAGAGCAACUUCCACAAGGGCGGUUUGUCCGUCGAUCCUGCAGCCCGAGAUGCUUUCUUUGCCGACCUUCCCAUCAACGACCUGGAGCGACGCUACUUUGAGAAAGACAACCUCAAGCCAGAUGGAUAUCUCUGCCUGAAGCUCGAAGUCUUCCUUACCCACGAACCAUGCAUAAUGUGCUCGAUGGGUUUGGUGCACAGUCGAGUUGGACGAGUCAUCUUCAAACACCGUAUGCCAGCCACUGGAGGCUUGACUGCCGAGAUGACUAGGAACGAUUCCGGACCGGUCGGCCUUGGCUAUGGCAUGUGCUGGCGCAAGGAGCUCAACUGGCAGUUCAUGUGUUGGGAGUACAUUCCCGUGGAGGAGAGUGGCACAGUCGACAGGCAGAGCAGCGCUGGAGUUCUCAAGGAUGAGAAGUACCCACCCUCUCCAACAGAGGACACUGAGCCACCAGACUUUAAGAGUGCUAAUGUUACUGUUACUAGCUUUGCGCGCAUGCACGUGUAGAACACUUGUGAUGCAGAAUGGAGCUGGCGGAGCAUGAGUUACGAGAGUAUGAAACAAACGGCAGACCUAGACUACAGCUUGGAGCUUGGUGUGGGCAUGCCGGACUAUGGAAUGUUGCGGUUUAGCGUCGGCGUUGUGAGACUGGAUGGGAGGAGGCCUUGUGGCUCCUUGUUGCUGCUUACAGUGUACGAUAAUGGUGGACAAAGGUUAUGGCGUGGACCAGCGCACAGAUGGCAGCGCUACUUUGUAGACAUGCUUCGAAUGCAUCAGCGUCUACAUUUCACGAAGAUGGUCG